Capronia epimyces CBS 606.96 is the source of this 810-nucleotide messenger RNA. RefSeq lists its product as uncharacterized. Lineage: Eukaryota; Fungi; Ascomycota; Eurotiomycetes; Chaetothyriales; Herpotrichiellaceae. The transcript has a single exon. Bases 1 to 810 code for a protein of 269 amino acids. The record is from RefSeq and is a predicted model, not a curated record.
AUGCUCUCGCUCUCGCUCUCUUCGCUCCUCCCGCUCAUGCUCAUCGUCCUGGCUACAGGCACAUCUGCGUUCGCAGUUCCAGUUGCGGGUCAGCUUGAGACCACCACCAACACUGCCAGCACAAGCACCAGCACCAGCACCAGCACAAACACAAACUCGCUGCACUUCGACUUCCACAGUCACAGCCAUGGCCAACUCGUCCGGACACCAACCAACCCAGUCAAACAACUCCUCCGGCGCACACCCCCCAACCCAGUCAACCAACUACUCCAGAUCGCACCAUCAUCCAACUCCUGUACAGGGGCGCAAUUCCCCAGCGAAUGCGUCGUGUCCUCCAUCUCAGUGGUACAGGCCAUGGUGGACGGCUUUGCCCAAUACAACGUGACCACGGCGCCCGAGCAGGCGGCGCUGUUGUCCUGGAUGGCCUUCGAGUCCGGCGAGUUCAAGUACAACCGCAACCAUUUCCCGGCCCCCGGCCGCCCGGGCCAGGGCACGAGAGCCAUGCUCAUGCCGAAUUUCGUGCAAGAGUACGCCGCCAGCAUUGCCGAACUCAAGCCUCAAGUGGCCGCGGCUGGUAGCGAUCCAGACAAGAUCCUGGCUCUAGUCAUGCCCGAUAAAUAUGCAUUCGCUGCCGCCGCUUGGUACUACAAUGUCCAUUGUACCGCCGACCAGAAGACCCAGGUCAGAGAGGGUGGGAGGGCCGGGUGGCAGGAUGGCUUCGUCACCGCCUGUGUGGGAACUACUUUCACUGAUGACAGGUUGGCUUAUUGGACGAGGGCGUGUAAUGCUCUAGGAGUGCCUACUUCGUAA